AUGCCAUUGGAAUCGCAUGCGAAGGGAAGCGAGAUGCAGCUUACGGAAGAAGAGAUACAGGGUGAGAGGAUGAAGGCGCUGAAUGCGAAGAAUAUGAGGUUGCAGGGAGAAAUAUCGAUUUUGCGUAGGAACAUGAUAUCGCUUGAGAAGGAGAAUUUUUCGAUGAAGGAGCAGAAGAGCCAAGCGACCUUGUAUGAGCUUCGCAAGAUUGAGAGCCUGAAGAAGGAGGUGAAUGUUUUGAAGGUUGAAAGCAGGAUAAAGGAGAAUCAGUUCCGUGCAUUUAAGAAGCAGAAGGUUGAGCCUGAGAUUGACAUCAAGUGGGCGCUUUUGAAAGCGCAGAGUGAGAUAAGCUUCUCGCUGUAUCCAUUUGAGUACCGGAGAUUGCGGUUUCUGAAGGACUUUUUCUACCACGACUUCUGUCAGCUGGACUCGAAGCUUGUGAUUAAAGAGAUGAAACAGCGGAUAUGCCGGUUCAAAGAGUUUGUUGAGUUUUACGUUUUGUUUAGCUGCAAAGCGGAAGUUUUCAGGGAGUUUUUCCAAGCGGUGCUUGUGAACCAACUGUUUAGUGAAAGGAAGAUUGAGUUGUUCAACACAUUGCCCGUUGACUGGAUACUGAACUUCAAUGAUGAAAGGAUGGUGGUGCUUGUAAAGGAUUAUGUUGAUAGGAACUACAAGCAGAUGGUGUUUUUUCUUCAGAGAGUAGUUGAGGAAAGGCCUUUUCUGCUGAAUGUGAUUAUGACGAAGCAGAUGUUCAAUGAGGUUGCACGGAUGAAUACCAAGGGAGCACGAAGGCUUGUGGCUGAGAUAUGCAAGAAGGGAGGCAUGUCGUUUGUUGAUCAUACAAAUCUUCAUUAUAUUUCGCAGGAUGAUUUGAAAGCGAUCUAUGGAAGCCUGUACUUUGAAGUGAGCUUGGAUUUGAGUUAUGAAAAGCAGGCGCGUGUGAUGAGGGAGGAAAGUGGCGAUGGUACUGGGCAUAUUGCAUGA
This is a messenger RNA of Ordospora pajunii, 984 nucleotides long. RefSeq lists its product as uncharacterized. The coding region runs from base 1 to 984 and encodes 327 amino acids. The record is from RefSeq and is a predicted model, not a curated record. NCBI's taxonomy places the organism in Eukaryota, Fungi, Microsporidia, Ordosporidae. The transcript has a single exon.